AAUCCCUGGUUAUGCAUAGAUUGAUGCCUGACUCUUCAGUAUAAUUCAGCUUGCUCUACUCGAUCCUAUUUGAUCGCUGCCGAGUAUCCACCCAAACAACCAACCUCCAUCACUCUCAGUUUUAUAAAUAAUAAAAUUCGAGAAGCCACAUAGAGAAUUGAAGACUUAAUAACCCCGGCACUGGCUAAUGUGCAUAGCUGAAGGGCAGAGACAGAUGUGAAUAGGGAGAAUAUUAUAUUGCCAUAGAGGCAAAAGUCGAUGAGAUCUCAGCAUUUCAAGAUGGCUGAUAUCAUAGGAUUACACAGAGUAAGAUCAGCCACUCAAACUGGCGAAUAGUUACAUUAUACUCCUUUGUAGCAAUGCGAUUAUGUCAGUAGAGGCACGUGCGAUCGAAAAACUUACCUCACUGAAUACCUACAUCAAUUUAUUCCUUUGUGAGGGGAUACCUGAGGGGAUGAUGUUAUUCCAAUGUUGGUGGUUAUGAUUGGCAGUCAUGGCCCCGUCAUAGCUCCCUUUUUAUGACACAACCUUGCAGCCUCUAGUCGCCAACGACGACGAGCUCUCAGUAUAAAGCUUUGAAAAGCCUCGAAGUUAACCAAUCUGCUCCCAGGCGAAGAUAACACAUACGUUUCAAUAGCGAGAAACAUCGAGGCUCUAUCAAACAGCACUAGACGAAAUAGAUACUUAAGGAACUAUCAAACUUACUAUGGCUUCAACCGCACAGAUCUCCGGGGCCAAAAUCGAGCCCCUUAAGUCGGACGUGAAGCACAACAGGCCGUAUGACGGCGCAGACCGUGGGUCGGCAGGUUCAGAUCAGACUAUCGACCAAUCGCGAAUCAAUCCUCUUGGAGGACGGGGUCAACACCAACACCCCGCACCACAUGCCAAUAGCCAAGGAGUCGUAGGCACGACCGAGAAUCUUGGGAAGACGAAAAUCCAGCCGUUGGAGGGAGGCGUGAAUGAGUCACAGAACCCGAGGACGGGACUCGAUGAUGAGGCUGUCGAUGCGGCGAGGAUUAAUCCACUUGGUGAGGUUAGGGAGUAGUAGUAAUUAGUGACCGAUGUGUCAUUCUUGAGUUACUCAAUAAGUAAAAUGGAAAAUAAGUAAAACAUGGUAUAUUAGUCCUAGGAUA
Molecule: messenger RNA, 1133 nt
Organism: Hypoxylon trugodes
Lineage: Eukaryota; Fungi; Ascomycota; Sordariomycetes; Xylariales; Hypoxylaceae
Exons: 3
Coding region: 707-1045 (112 amino acids)
Source: RefSeq, a predicted model, not a curated record